AACAUUAGAAACAGAAGUUCAACUUCAGCCACAAGAUUCUACAGCAGCUGGAACUCAGAGAGCUCCAGUCUGUAGUGUCCAGCAUCAUGUUUAUUACUGGGGUUGUGCCUCAUUUGAUUGGGCUACUUGUUUUUUUAGCUCCAGUCAUUUCUGUAAGAGGAUCAGAAGUGCGAGGAUUCCUGGGACAGUCGGUCACACUGCCGUGCAGAUACUCUGUCAGAAAGAAUGGUGAAACUGAAAUGUGCUGGGGCAGGGGACAUUGCUCUUUACUUGACUGUUCACAACCACUGAUCAGAACAAAUGGGAAAACUGUAACUGAAGCAAUUUCCACAAAAUACCACCUUGAUGGUAAAAUAGAGGAAGGAGAUGUAUCGCUCACAGUUGGCAAUCUACGUGAAGAAGACAGUGGCUUGUAUUGUUGCCGUGUAGAGAUUACCGGUCUCUUUAAUGAUCAGAAAGACCUUUUUAAUCUGCUGAUUUUGGAAGGAAACAGCACACAGACUCCAUCACCCUCUAGCGUGUCCCUUACUACAGGACAUGGCAACCAUUUCACUUCAAAUGCAACUGAAGGUCAGAUCUACAUCUCCAAAUAG
Carcharodon carcharias (great white shark) is the source of this 593-nucleotide messenger RNA. Its product is annotated as hepatitis A virus cellular receptor 1 homolog. Lineage: Eukaryota; Metazoa; Chordata; Chondrichthyes; Lamniformes; Lamnidae. Bases 87 to 593 code for a protein of 168 amino acids. The record is from RefSeq and is a predicted model, not a curated record. The transcript has 3 exons.